CCUCGGAUUAAGAUUCAACCGACGCCACUCCACCCAAAAGUGGGCUGACUGAAGCCCUCCUCAGCCCCCACGUCCGCCAGCAAGUUCAUGGUGAUCGUGAUCUCUUCUCGUUCACAUCUCACUCUCUCCCAAAAAGAUCAACUACGCUCUACCUGAUCAUCUCUAAAAAGCUACUUGUACAGCAUUCACUAUGGCUCAAACGUUCACUCACGAAUUCAACCACGCCGGAUUCAAGGGCAAGGUCGAGGUCCCUCUUGGCUUGUUCAUCGACGGCAAAUGGACCACCUCGGUCGACAAGGGUGCCAAGACCAUUGACUCUGUCAACCCAUCUACUGGAGAAGUCAUCUGCUCGAUCCACGAAGGACUCGGAGCUGAUGUCGACGUGGCUGUUAAGGCCGCGCGAAAGGCUUUUGACACUACUUGGGGAACCAACUGCCCCGGUUUCGAGAGGGGAAAAUACCUCAUUCGAAUCGCCGAACUGAUCGAACGGGAUGUCGACAUUUUGGCCAGUCUUGAGGCUAUGGACAAUGGAAAGGCCUUCGCCAUCGCUAAGGGAUUCGAUGUCCCCCAAUCUGCCGCCGUCUUCCGUUACUAUGGAGGUUGGGCUGACAAAAUCCACGGAAAGACAAUCGAGACCUCUUCCCUCAAAUUCGCUUAUACCGCUCAUGAACCCGUCGGUGUGGCUGGACAGAUUAUCCCUUGGAACUUCCCUCUCUACAUGUUCUCCUGGAAGAUCGGACCAGCCCUCGCUGCCGGUUGCACAGUCGUCAUCAAGCCCUCUGAGCUCACGCCACUCACCGCCCUCUACAUGACCAAAUUGAUCAAGGAGGCCGGUGUUCCUGACGGUGUCAUCAACGUCGUUACUGGAUACGGUAACACUGUCGGUUCCACCAUCGCUGCUCACCCUGAAGUCGACAAGGUCGCUUUCACUGGAUCCACCGCAGUUGGCCGAAAGGUCUUGGAGGAGGCAUCCAAGAGCAACUUGAAGAAGGUCACUUUGGAACUUGGUGGAAAGGGAGCCAACAUCAUUUUCGAAGACGCUGACUUGGAAGAGGCCGUCAAGUAUGCUGCCCAGGGAUUCUUGUUCAACCACGGUCAGACAUGCUGUGCUGGAACAAGAUUGUUCGUCCACCAGAACAUUUACGACAAAUUCGCCGCUCGAUUCAAAGAAAUCACUUCCAAGACCAAGGUUGGCGACCCAUUCGACGCCAACGUCUACCAGGGUCCCCAGGUCUCCCAGACUCAGUACGACCGUAUCAUGAACCACAUCGAGUGCGGCAAGCAGGAGGGAGCCAAAGUCAUCACUGGAGGUGUCAGACACGGCAAGCAGGGAUACUUUAUCGAGCCGACCAUCUUUGGAGACGUCACCGCCAACAUGAAGAUUGUCAAGGAGGAAAUCUUUGGACCCGUCAUUGUCAUUUCCAAGUUUGAGGACGAGGACAAGGUCAUCGCCGAGGCCAACCAAUCUGAAUAUGGUCUCUCCGCUGGACUGUUCACCAAGGACAUUACCCGGGCUCACCGAGUCGCUCAGCAACUCAAAGCUGGAACCAUCUGGGUCAACUGCUUCAACGAGCUUCACCCUCAAGUUCCCUUCGGAGGAUACAAGUCUUCUGGACUGGGAAGGGAAUUGGGAGAGUACGCUUUGGAGAACUACACAGAGGUCAAGGCCGUUCACGUCAACAUGGGAAUGAAGUGUGGAUUCCCAGUGUAAAGAGGAGCAAUAGCAAGAGCAAGAGCAAGCCGAAGGAGUUGGAGAUUUCAUCAUUUGUAGUGACCGUGCGAUGAUCCUAUGCCACCCACCCUAGUCAGGAGACAUGCCAGGUCCGACAAGAUUACUUAAGCUUAAAGAGUUCGGUUUGAUCU
Kockovaella imperatae is the source of this 1863-nucleotide messenger RNA. RefSeq names its product aldehyde dehydrogenase. Lineage: Eukaryota; Fungi; Basidiomycota; Tremellomycetes; Tremellales; Cuniculitremaceae. The coding region runs from base 191 to 1711 and encodes 506 amino acids. The record is from RefSeq and is a predicted model, not a curated record. Gene Ontology annotation, molecular function: aldehyde dehydrogenase (NAD+) activity. The transcript is spliced from 7 exons.